This is a messenger RNA of Brassica napus (rape), 1666 nucleotides long. Its product is annotated as cyclin-B2-3. Gene Ontology annotation, biological process: regulation of cyclin-dependent protein serine/threonine kinase activity; mitotic cell cycle phase transition. Gene Ontology annotation, molecular function: cyclin-dependent protein serine/threonine kinase regulator activity. The record is from RefSeq and is a predicted model, not a curated record. Lineage: Eukaryota; Viridiplantae; Streptophyta; Magnoliopsida; Brassicales; Brassicaceae. The transcript is spliced from 10 exons. Gene Ontology annotation, cellular component: cyclin-dependent protein kinase holoenzyme complex; centrosome; nucleus.
UCAAGAUUUUUCCUUUUUUCUAAUUUUUUUUUUUUAAAAGACUCAGCUUUUACUAAGUUAGGUAUAUGUUGAUUCUGGGUUUGAUCUAGUUCUCCAAUGAAAAGCCUCCGCAGAUAACAAAGAAAAUGGGUACAUCAGAUGAUGCAGGCGGAGGAGGAAAGAUCAUGCCGACACGGAGAGCACUCAGCGCCAUUAACAAGAACAUCACUGAACCUCCCUCGUCUUACCCUUAUGCUCUCAACAACAAGAGAUCACUUUCUGAAAGGAAUGUUAUCCGUAACAAACCACCUCUGCGCCGACCACUUACUAGAAAGUUUGCUGAUAAUAAGCCACAAAUCCAGGAAGAGGAAACUAAGAAAUCAAACUCACUUCCAAGUGAAGAAGCACUAGCAGAGAAGGUUGACAUUGAUGUGUAUGCUUGUGGUAAGGAAGGAGACUACUUUAAUGAGCCAGUGUUUGUACAACACACUGAAACAAUGAUGGAGGAAACUUACCAGAUGGAGGAGGGGAUUAAAGUGGAAGAUGCAGAUAAAGAAAACGAGAGAGUAAUUAAUAUUGACGCUUGUGUUUAGAAGAAUUCUUUAGCCGUAGUUGAAUAUAUCGAUGAUAUAUUCAACUUCCACAAUAAAUCUGAGGAACUUAGUUGUGUAGCUUCUAACUACAUGGACAAUCAGCAAGAUCUUAAUGAGAUGAUGAGAGGAAUCCUCAUUGACUGGUUGAUUGAGGUGCAUGACAAGUUUGAACUGAUGGAGGAAACACUUUAUCUCACAGUCAAUAUCAUCGAUAGAUUCCUUGCGGUUCAUCAAAUCUUGAGGAAAAAGCUUCAGCUUGUUGGUGUAACCGCUUUGUUGCUAGCUUGUAAGUACGAGGAAGUCUCAGUUCCAGUAGUAGAUGAUCUCAUCUUGAUCUCUGAUAAAGCUUACACUCGAAGAGAAGUACUAGAUAUGGAGAAGCUAAUAGCCAACACCUUGCAGUUCAAUUUCUCAUUACCUACUCCGUAUGUGUUCAUGAGACGGUUUCUCAAAGCUGCCGAAUCUGACAAAAAGCUUGAGGUUUUAUCGUUUUUUAUCAUCGAGCUUUGUCUCGUGGAGUACGAGAUGCUGGAGUAUACACCAUCUAAGCUAGCAGCCUCGGCAAUCUACACUGCUAGGUGUACACUUGAUGGAUUUGAGGAAUGGAGCAAAACCUGUGAGUCUCACACAGGCUACAAGGAAGAACAGCUACUGGCAUGUACAAGAAAGAUGGUUGAUUUCCAUCACAAUGCAGGAACAGGGAAGCUGACAGGAGUUCACAGGAAGUACAACACAUCAAAGUUCUCUUAUGCUGCAAGAACCGAACCAGCUGGAUUUCUACUUUAAUGGAGGAAAAACUAUGGUAUUGAAGAUCGAAUGACAAAAAAUCUAAGCACUUAAGUUUUCUUUUUUUGUAAAAAAGAAAGAAUUCAAAAGAAGAGCAGCUGAAGUUCUCUUCUAAGGUCUUUAGAUCUUUCUUUCUUUACUUGAGAGAAUAAGAAGAUGCAAUGCUUCAUUUCGUAUGAUGCUUUAUUUACACUCUACUUGUGAGUCAAUCACCUGUAAACUUACAUGUACAUAAUUGUUGAAAACCCUUCCGGAAUGGUAGAUGCCACUCAUCAAACAUUCUACAAGUAAUAAUUGUUUGAUAGUCA